GUGCACUGUAGCAGAAAAUGAAAGAACAAAAAUAAAAAGAAAACCAAAAUAACUCUCGGAGAGUUUUCAAAACUCUGCGCGAAAUGUAUCUGUGCGUCUUCAAAUUUGCUUUUAACUUAUUAGAAAUGGAGUCACGAAGUUAGGGUUUGUUGGAAAACUUUUUUGUGUCUGUGGAACGAAGUCCUGGAAUCAGGUUUCUUUUUAGAGACUUAGACAAUCAAUGGCGGUUGUGGAAGAAGUGAGAGUGGAAGAGGCAGAGUACGAGAGCGCUUCGGAGGAGGAGGCGGUGUUGCACUGGACAAUGCGGAGAAGAGAAGCGAGCGACGACGACGAAGAUAGCGAAGGAGAGGAAGAGAGAGAAAGGUAUCGGAUGAUUGGGAUAGGUGGCGACCACGAAUCGGACGCUCUAGGUGGAGCACCGGAGGACAGCGUCGAAGUGUCUUAUAUAGACGAGCUUGCAGAAGAAAUGGAAGAAGAGGUCAAGCGUGACGAGCAAGAUGGUGAAGGUGGAGUUUCAGAGGUGGUGUUCGGAAAGUAUAACAUGCACUGCGAUAGGUAUAGAGGUAGCCGCCGUGGCCAGCGCAGGAGUACUCAUGGUGGAAGGGAUUUGUGGAAAUCGGAAGAUGAAAUAAAGUGGAAACAUGACAAGUAUGAACAGAUGACUCUGCAAGCACACAAUAAGGAAGUUAUUAUUUUCUUGAAAUUCCGUCUACAUGCUGAAUACUGUUUUUCUAUUUCCCGAUUCUUUAUAAUUUGA
Molecule: messenger RNA, 757 nt
Organism: Alnus glutinosa
Lineage: Eukaryota; Viridiplantae; Streptophyta; Magnoliopsida; Fagales; Betulaceae
Product: protein MLN51 homolog
Exons: 2
Coding region: 221-757 (178 amino acids)
Biological process (GO): mRNA processing
Cellular component (GO): exon-exon junction complex
Molecular function (GO): mRNA binding
Source: RefSeq, a predicted model, not a curated record